Vanessa atalanta (red admiral) is the source of this 972-nucleotide messenger RNA. RefSeq names its product succinate dehydrogenase assembly factor 2-B, mitochondrial-like. Lineage: Eukaryota; Metazoa; Arthropoda; Insecta; Lepidoptera; Nymphalidae. The coding region runs from base 145 to 567 and encodes 140 amino acids. Gene Ontology annotation, cellular component: mitochondrion. Gene Ontology annotation, biological process: mitochondrial respiratory chain complex II assembly; mitochondrial electron transport, succinate to ubiquinone; protein-FAD linkage. The record is from RefSeq and is a predicted model, not a curated record. The transcript is spliced from 3 exons.
AUAUAAAUCUAUUGUCAAAGUCAAAGUGAAAAUUACAGUUCUCUUCUAUAUAGUUAUUUUCUGAAACCUAACUUUGCCUUGUAUCAAGUUUCCAGAUUGCGACAAUUACAAAAUUAUAAUUUGUCGUGAUUACAUUAUUCCACUAUGCUGCGCGGUCGAUCAGUUGUCAACGCUAUUCGUAAAUUACAAGCUAUUACACUUUCUAGCGAUACCACACAACAUGUAGACACGACUUACAUGGAAAUUCCAGUUUAUGAUGUAGACAAACCACAAACAUUAGAAAAGAGGAAGGCCAGACUUCAUUACCAGUCACGCAAGAGAGGAAUGUUGGAGAAUGAUCUUCUUCUAAGUACUUUUGCUAAAAAACAUUUGGAUGGUUUUAAUGAGAACCAAACAAUGAUGUAUGAUCGUCUCAUCAAUUCUCCCAGCAAUGAUUGGGACAUAUUUUACUGGAUUAUUGAAAAGAAACCAACACCAAAAGAGUUUGACAAUGAAGUCAUGGAUCUUCUAAAGAAACAUGCAAAGAAUGAAAACAGAAAUGCUCUAUCACAACCACCUCUAUACUAAUUAUAUUUAAUUUGUAAUUACUUGAAUAGUAUGUAGAAUCAGAUUAUGUUUAGAAAUCAAUUAAUUAUAGACUUAGUAAAUGUUAAAUUAUAAAUUGAUUACUUUAAUAAUGUUUAUAAAGUAUUAUUAUUAAAUAGAAUAUAUUAGUAGUAGAUUUUCUUCAAAAUGUGAAGCAAAUUAUAGUAAUAUUUAGGUUGCACACAAAUAUCAAUUAUUUAUUAUCAUAAAAGAAAAUUAUCUUCAACUACUUCAAUAACUUGUGACAGUAUUGUUCUUUGUUUCAAUAUUUCCAUGGGAAGUUAUAUACUCUUGGGCUUCAGGGCAAUUUAAAUUUCUUAGAUAUAUUUUAUGUCAAUUUUAAGAAUGGAAAAUAAUAAUAGAUAACAAUCAUAGUUAAAAAUGUUA